CAGUCGUUGUAUCGCGCCGUGACCAAACGCGACGGCCCUCUGUUUUGCUUCCCGCUCACCAGCUCCAGUCCAGUCAUGAGCCCGGUACGGUGCCAGUACCAGUACCAGGCUACCAGCCAGUAUAAAUGCUGCCGCAGACUGAAUGUACAGAUCACACAGCAGCAUCAACAAGCAGCAAAGGCAAAUUGCUACUAGCCCCGUGCAGUCAAGUAGCAAAUCUUUCUUGCGUCCACACAUCGACCGACCACCGUGCUCGUCGGUCACCAUGCCGUCGAUUGACGUGGCCACCGAAGACGGCGAGAUGAAGCAGCGGCAGCCGGAGCAGGAGCUGGUCUGCGUCACGGGGGCCGGAGGCUUCAUCGGCUCCUGGGUCGUGAAGGAGCUCCUCCUCCGCGGCUACCGCGUCAGGGGAACCGCCCGAGAUCCCGCUGACCGCAAGAACGCGCACCUGCUGGCGCUGGAGGGCGCCGAGGAAAGGCUCACCCUGUGCCGCGCCGACGUCCUCGACUACGACGGCCUCCGCGCCGCCUUCUGCGGCUGCCACGGCGUCUUCCACGUCGCCUCGCCGGUGUCCAACGACCCCGACCUCGUGCCGGUCGCCGUCGAGGGCACCAGGAACGUGAUCAGAGCGGUGGCGGACGCCGGCGUGCGGCGCGUGGUGUUCACGUCGUCCUACGGCGCCGUGCACAUGGACCCCAACCGCAGCCCCGACGCCGUGCUCGACGAGGCCUGCUGGAGCGACUACGACUUCUGCAAGAACACAGGCAACCUGUACUGCUGCGCCAAGAUGAUGGCGGAGAUCACGGCGACGGAGGAGGCGGCCAAGAGGGGGCUGGAGCUGGCGGUGGUGGUGCCGUCCAUGACGAUGGGCCCCAUGCUGCAGCAGUCUCUCAACUUCAGCAGCAGCCACGUCGCCCGCUACCUCACCGGCGCCAAGUCAAUCUACCCCAACGCGGUCGCCGCCUACACCGACGUCCGCGACGUCGCCCGCGCCCACGUCCUCGUCUACGAGCACCCCGACGCGCGCGGCCGCUACCUCUGCAUCGGCGCCGUGCUGCACCGCACCCACUUCCUUCAGCUCCUCGGCGACCUCUUCCCGCAGUACCACAUAACCGCCAAGUGCGAAGAGGACGGCAAGCCCAUGGCGAAGCCGUACAAGUUCUCCAACCGAAGGCUGAGGGAGCUGGGAUUGGAGUUCACUCCGUUGAAGGAAAGUUUGUACGAGACGGUGACGUGCUUGCAGAAAAAGGGCCACCUGCCUCUCCCCGUUGUUCCCGUAGCACAAAAGCGCGCCUACUUGUAACAGGACGCGGGACAAUUCUGUCUGAUGAAAUACAGAGCAAAGCAGGAAAGAAGAUGACGAUGUAAUCAGGAUUUUUAAGAUUCAGCAUGGAAUCGUGUAUCUAUACAAGUUAAAUUGUUAGCAUGUACGAAGUAGAUACUACUUUUAUGUAAUGAAUGAUGAUAAUGUCAUUUGGGUUCGAAAUCA
Messenger RNA from Hordeum vulgare subsp. vulgare (domesticated barley), 1489 nucleotides. Its product is annotated as cinnamoyl-CoA reductase 1-like. Gene Ontology annotation, biological process: lignin biosynthetic process. Gene Ontology annotation, molecular function: oxidoreductase activity, acting on the CH-OH group of donors, NAD or NADP as acceptor. The transcript is spliced from 5 exons. The record is from RefSeq and is a predicted model, not a curated record. NCBI's taxonomy places the organism in Eukaryota, Viridiplantae, Streptophyta, Magnoliopsida, Poales, Poaceae. Bases 143 to 1303 code for a protein of 386 amino acids.